Nerophis ophidion (straightnose pipefish) is the source of this 844-nucleotide messenger RNA. RefSeq names its product cell division cycle 26 homolog (gene cdc26). Gene Ontology annotation, biological process: protein K11-linked ubiquitination; anaphase-promoting complex-dependent catabolic process; regulation of mitotic cell cycle. The transcript is spliced from 3 exons. Gene Ontology annotation, cellular component: anaphase-promoting complex. The record is from RefSeq and is a predicted model, not a curated record. The coding region runs from base 151 to 444 and encodes 97 amino acids. NCBI's taxonomy places the organism in Eukaryota, Metazoa, Chordata, Actinopteri, Syngnathiformes, Syngnathidae.
CCUGGUUCUCACCGGAUGUAUUUACAACAUCCGUUUCCGGGUCAAAGGUGACUCUCCCCGCGAGAAGCGUUGGACGCUCCAAAAUUCCUCAGCGGUUCAGAACUCUGUGAAGACGCACAACAACAUCCAACUAGUAAGCAGUCAUCAAAGAUGUUGAGGAGAAAACCGACUCGUCUGGAGCUGAAGAUGGAUGACACUGAUGAGUUUGAGAGCAUCAAGAAGGAGCUUGAGGCCCGGAAGAGUCAGCGUGAAGAGGCGGAGUCGGGAGGUGGAGUAGGCGGGGCCACGGUCAUGGGUGUUGACGUCAUCGGGGCGGAAUCUUCACCCUCGGCGUUGUCUUCAACAGCCACAUCGAGGGCGGAGCUUAUCAACGAACGCAUCGGCUACAAGCCACACCCCAAACCUGCCACCCUGCCCACACUUUUUGGAAGUUUACAGUUUUAAUACGUUGCUGAAAUCUGAGUCAUUUUCAAAUCACACAACGUUUAAGUUUUAUUUAUGGCACUGAUGUUGUCAUCACUUAACACAGUUGUUCUUCUCUCAUUUUAUUUUCAUUAUAAAUGUAUCAAUAAGGUCUUAUAAAAGGCUUAGUCACAUGGAAGUAACGUAAAAAAAAGGUAUUUGGCAAUUAUGUACAGGCCAGCAGUGGUCCUGUGGAGACGUCACUAUAACAAAGCUCCAUCUUCUACAACAUCGAGGCGUGUGCUUGGUGAAUUUGGACUGACGACUGUCAAGAAAAUGCAACAUUUUUUUAAGUUAAAAGGAUGCAUGUUAUGUCUAUCAAGUGUUGAGUAAAAAUUAAAAAAAAAAAAACUUUUUUUACAAUAAAUAAAUAACGAGUCAA